GGGCUGAGAGCCGACGGUGACCGCGGGCCGGCCGCAGGGGCCGGUGCGCCCGCGAUGGCGCUCCCAGCCCUGGACAGCUGUACCUGCGCGCGCUCACCUGGUGCUCGGGGGCCGCGGCCUGGCCGGCCCUAAGAUUCUCUCCACCAUGGCCAGACGCCCCCGGAGCAGCAGGGCAUGGCAUUUCGUCCUGAGUGCGGCCCGCCGAGACGCGGACGCCCGAGCAGUGGCUCUGGCAGGCAACACUAACUGGGGCUACGACUCCGAUGGGCAGCACAGUGACUCGGAUUCCGACCCCGAGAGCUCGCCCCUGCCGCCGUCCAUCCCCAGUGCGGUGCCUGUGACUGGGGAGUCCUUCUGUGACUGUGCCGGCCAGAGCGAGGCCACCUCCUGCAGCAGCCUGCACACGGCCCACCGGGGCAAGGACUGCCGCUGCGGGGAGGAGGACGAGUACUUUGACUGGGUCUGGGAUGACCUGAACAAGUCCUCGGCCACCCUGCUGAGCUGUGACAACCGCAAGGUCAGCUUCCACAUGGAGUACAGCUGCGGCACCGCAGCCAUCCGGGGCACCAAGGAGCUGGGGGAGGGCCAGCACUUCUGGGAGAUCAAGAUGACCUCGCCCGUCUAUGGCACCGACAUGGUGAGUGGCCGCCGGCCCGGGGGUGUUUCUGGAGGGCCGGCCCCGGAGGCCCUGCUGCCCAGCCCCUUGCUCCUAGAUGGUAGGCAUCGGGACUUCGGACGUGGACCUGGACAAGUACCACCACACGUUCUGCAGCCUGCUUGGCAGGGACGAGGACAGCUGGGGCCUCUCCUACACGGGUGCGUGCAGCUCAGGGUGGGGCAGGGCGGGGCUGGGCGGGGCAGGGGCCAGGCUUCUGGGAUCACCCCACCCCGGCUGCCCCCAGGGCUCCUUCAUCACAAGGGAGACAAGACCAGCUUCUCCUCGAGGUUUGGCCAGGGCUCCAUCAUCGGCGUGCACCUGGACACCUGGCACGGGACGCUGACCUUCUUCAAGAACAGGAAGUGCAUAGGAGUGGCAGCCACCAAGCUGCAGAACAAGAAGUUCUACCCGAUGGUGUGCUCCACGGCGGCCAAGAGCAGCAUGAAGGUGAUCCGCUCCUGCGCCAGCGUCACCUCCCUGCAGUACCUGUGUUGUUACCGGCUGCGGCAGCUGCGGCCAGACUCGGGGGACACACUCGAGGGCCUGCCCCUGCCGCCUGGUCUCAAGCAGAUGCUGCACAACAAGCUGGGCUGGGUGCUGAGCAUGAACUGCAGCCGCCGCAAGGCCCCGGCAGCCCCGCCCAAGGCGGCUGCGGCCAGUCCCGGCGGCCCCGAGACCCGGCCCUGCCAGAGGAAGCGCUGCCGACGGACCUGACUUAGUUUCCAAUGAAAACUGCCUUCUUGGGCCGGGACAGCUGUCUUCUCUGUCCCUCCCUUCCGGCCACACUCCAGGGCAGCAGGAGAGGGAGGAGUGGGGUGAGGUGUCUGGAGCCAUCUCCCUGCCACCCGAGGCCAGGACAGUCCCUCCUAUAGGGGCUCCAGGGCCACAGGCCGUUGGGUGUCCAAGUCCACUUGGCUGCCUGUGCCGGCUGGGGAAGCAGCCGCCAGAGCUCGAGUCCCCCAGGGGGCUGCCGUCCGCUGCCAACGAGGAGGGCCUUGCUGGAGCUCAGCUGUUCCUGCUCCUGCGGCCUUGGUUUUCAUAACUCGCUUUGCAUGUGAUCGACUGCUGUUCCUGUCGCACAGACUUACGUGACUGUAAUAAACAGAGUCUGCCUGUAA
Molecule: messenger RNA, 1776 nt
Organism: Lemur catta (Ring-tailed lemur)
Lineage: Eukaryota; Metazoa; Chordata; Mammalia; Primates; Lemuridae
Gene: SPSB3
Product: splA/ryanodine receptor domain and SOCS box containing 3
Exons: 5
Coding region: 146-1372 (408 amino acids)
Biological process (GO): proteasome-mediated ubiquitin-dependent protein catabolic process
Cellular component (GO): SCF ubiquitin ligase complex
Molecular function (GO): protein binding
Source: RefSeq, a predicted model, not a curated record